AUGUAUAUUCAGCGGAAAAUCGACGUUUCGCUCCUCACUCUUGUCAACAAAGUUCCCCGACAUCAAUCUUUCAUCUCUUCUCCCCGCUCGUUGUUUCUCCCGACGCGUUAUCCACAAUCCGAUGAGGAUGCAGCUCACGGGUCACCUGAGAAGUUCUCUCUCUCGCCUAGCCCCUCGCACCAUCAUCGACUACAUGAUCCUCCUCUAUCUUCAUCCCACUUCCUCGCCUCGAUUGACCAUCUCCCAUGUCCAACAGUCGAUGACAGUAUCAGGCGAUGUCUUCCUCCCACUUCUCACAUUGUUAAAUCAGACAUCGCACGCCUGGUCUCGCGCACCCAGCGUUACCGUAAUGCUGCGUUCGCUGGUGAAGAGGAGUGCACCAGGGACCUCACCCAAAUCGCAACGGUGCGCACUACAUUUCCACCAGACAUACCUGUAGACGUACCCGGUAGCCUCCGCGGACGUGUAGAACAGGGUUCCGAUGCCAUCGCAGGGUCCACUAUCAAAAUCAUCUCCGAUGUCGUCGACAGCUCAUUUAACGCCAUAUACUCUGCUCGUUCUUAUCAUCUGCCCCCACCUUAGCAUCUGCUCCGACUCCAGCUUUGCCUCGAGAUUCACAUCUGCAGCCACCAGAGACCAGUCACGGGUGGUGGGACGUCGGGCUGUUGAAGUGAGAAAGUGAGUUCUCGAUUGCGGAUUUGGUGCCGGGGAUGAAGGGGAAGGGGAAGGAUGGGAUGGAGCUGAAGAAGAACAUGUCCAUAAUGCAAGAAUUCUUCGAAGCUUCAACAGCAUGAUGGGCGGGAAUAGUGGGAAAGCACGAACUUGCUUCGCUGAUCUUGACAGGAUCGACUGGCACAGGUGCCACGGUGACUUCAAUUGAGGCUGUUAGGAACGGAUGCACACGGUCAUCUUCAUGCAUUAAAGUCGUUGGUGCUCUAUCUAUAAUUUACACUUUACAAUUGCAUCAUGUCGCAGUCACCCUCCAUCUCACGUUCCUCACUGCUCCUCCCCUUGCACCACAACUGAGUACUGAAGGCCGGCUGCCGCACCUUCAUUUC
This is a messenger RNA of Suillus fuscotomentosus, 1058 nucleotides long. RefSeq lists its product as uncharacterized. Bases 1 to 582 code for a protein of 193 amino acids. The record is from RefSeq and is a predicted model, not a curated record. The transcript has 2 exons. Lineage: Eukaryota; Fungi; Basidiomycota; Agaricomycetes; Boletales; Suillaceae.